GCAUUUUGCGGAAUAGAUGAAUUGCAUUGUGUUCAUUCUUGAGUAUCGAGUAUGUAGUAACGGUGGGUAAGACUCAUUACAGGACAAUUAAGGGAUAUGUUUUAUUAGCUUGUUUCAGUAAUUAAUGGUAUCAUGUAAGUGUAGCCAUACUGGAUUUAUGUCAUAUUAUGUAAAUAGAUGUUAGGAUGGUCAGGGAUGUAUAAAAAUUUUUCCUGUUGAAAUUUAGGUGUUAUUUGUUAUGAGACGAUAAGGAAGACAUUUUAGAAACAAAAUUAACUUGUAAAGCAGUCUAACAAUGAUACAUUUUGGAAAAGUGAAUUUGAAACGGUGUCUGUCUUUCAUUAAUUAAACUUGAAUUUAUCUUUUUUUGAUACUGGAAUAAAAUAAAAUAACAGUUUGGAGUAUAUUAUGUUACAAAAUUGCUGUUAUUUUUUUUCCCCAAACAGAAGCUCCACCAUGAGACGAGGUGGAUGGAGGAAGCGAGCUGAAAAUGAUGGCUGGGAAAACUGGGGUGGGUAUAUGGCUGCCAAGGUCCAGAAAUUGGAUGAACAGUUUCGAUCAGAUGCUGCUAAGCAGAAGGAUGGGACUUCAUCUGAGAUUUUUAGUGGAGUUGCCAUUUAUGUUAAUGGAUAUACAGAUCCUUCUGCUGAGGAAUUGAGAAAGUUAAUGAUGUUGCAUGGUGGCCAGUAUCAUGUGUAUUAUUCCAGAUCCAAAACAACACACAUUAUUGCCACAAAUCUUCCUAAUGCCAAAAUUAAAGAAUUAAAGGGGGAGAAAGUAAUUCGACCAGAAUGGAUUGUAGAAAGCAUCAAAGCUGGACGACUCCUGUCCUACAUUCCCUAUCAGCUGUACACCAAGCAAUCCAGUGCACAAAGAGGUCUCAACUUUAAUCCUGUAUGCAAACCUGAGGACCCCAUGCCUGGCCCAAGCAAUAGAGCCAAACAGCUCAACGACAGGGUAAAUCACAUAAUUAAGAAGAUUGAGACUGAAAACGAAGUCAAAGUCAAUGGAAUGAACACUUGGAAUGAAGAAGAUGCAAAUAAUGAUUUUGGUUUUGUGGAUCUAGAACAGACGCUUCCAGGAAGGAAACAAAAUGGAAUUUCAUAUUCCCGAGGCAGUGCUGCCAUUUUUAAUGGACACACUCAUAGCUCUAAUGGUGCCUUAAAGACACAGGAUUGCUUGAUGCCGAUGGGCAACAGUAUUGCCAGCAGGCUUUCUCCAGACUCUGCCCACGAGGAGCAGAGAGCUGAGAAGAGUGACACUGACUUCAGAGACUGCAUGCUACAGCAGUUGCAACAAAGCACCAGAAAUACAGAUGUUUUGCGGAGUCCACACAGAACUAAUUCUCACUUACCACCUUUGCACAGUAACACUAAAAUCAACGGUGCUCACCAUUCCACUGUUCAGGGGCCUUCAAGCACAAAAAGCACUUCUUUAGUACCUACUCAUAGCAAGGCAGCACCUUCAGUGCCGUCCAAGCCUUCAGACUGCAAUUUUAUUUCAGAUUUCUAUUCUCAUUCAAGACUGCAUCAUAUAUCAACGUGGAAGUGUGAAUUGACUGAGUUUGUCAAUACCCUACAAAGACAAAGUAAUGGUAUCUUUCCAGGAAGGGAAAAGUUAAAAAAAAUGAAAACAUGCAGGUCUGCCCUUGUUGUAACUGACACAGGAGAUAUGUCAGUAUUGAGUUCACCCAGACAUCAGAGCUGUAUAAUGCAUGUUGAUAUGGAUUGCUUCUUUGUAUCAGUGGGUAUACGAAAUAGACCAGAUCUGAAAGGUAAACCAGUAGCUGUUACAAGUAACAGAGGCACGGGAAGGGCACCUUUACGUCCUGGCACUAACCCCCAGCUGGAGUGGCAGUAUUACCAGAAUAAAAUCCAGAAAGGCAAAGCAGCAGAUAUACCAGAUUUAUCAAUGUGGGAGAAUCAAGAUUCUGCACAAACAAAUGGAAUUGAUUCUGUUUUGUCAAAGGCUGAAAUUGCUUCUUGUAGUUAUGAAGCCAGACAAGUUGGCAUCAAGAAUGGAAUGUUUUUUGGACAUGCUAAACAGCUCUGUCCUAAUCUUCAAGCUGUCCCAUAUGAUUUUCAUGCAUAUAAAGAAGUUGCACAAACAAUGUAUGAAACAUUGGCAAGCUAUACUCAUAAUAUUGAAGCUGUCAGUUGUGACGAAGCACUGGUGGACAUCACUGAAAUUCUUGCAGAGACCAGACUUUCUCCUGACGAAUUUGCAAAUGCUGUGCGAAUGGAAAUCAAAGACAAGACUAAAUGUGCUGCUUCUGUUGGGAUUGGUUCUAACAUUCUCCUGGCUAGAAUGGCAACCAGAAAAGCAAAACCAGAUGGGCAGUACCACCUACAACCAGAUGAAGUGGAUGACUUUAUCCGAGGCCAGCUAGUUACUAACCUACCAGGAGUUGGACGUUCAAUGGAAUCUAAGUUAACAUCUUUGGGAAUUAGAACUUGUGGAGACUUGCAGUACAUGACCAUGGCAAAACUCCAAAAAGAAUUUGGUCCCAAAACUGGUCAGAUGCUUUACAGGUUCUGCCGUGGUUUGGAUGAUAGACCAGUUCGAACUGAGAAGGAAAGAAAAUCCAUUUCAGCUGAAAUCAACUACGGAAUAAGGUUUACUCAGCCAAAAGAGGCAGAAGCUUUCCUUUUGAGUCUUUCAGAAGAAAUCCAAAGACGACUUGAAGCUGCUGGCAUGAAGGGUAAACGUCUGACUCUCAAAAUCAUGGUACGAAAACCAGGGGCCCCUGUAGAAACUGCAAAAUUUGGAGGACAUGGAAUUUGUGAUAACAUUGCCAGGACUGUAACUCUUGACCAGGCAACUGAUAGUGCAAAAAUCAUUGGGAAAGCUACAUUAAACAUGUUCCAUACAAUGAAACUAAACAUAUCAGAUAUGAGAGGGGUUGGGAUUCAAGUCAAUCAGUUGACUCCAGUUAAUUCAAACACCUCCACGUCUUCCAGUCGCCCGUCAGUUCAGUCAAGUCACUUCUCUGGUGGGUCACACACUGUCCGCGAUCUUUUCCAAGCUCAGAAAGCGAAGAAGCCCACAGAAGAGCAGCACAAGGAAGUGUUUACGGCUGCAGUGGAUCUGGAAAUACCACCUGCCUCUAGAAAUUGUGCUGACAAUAACAAAGUCGAGUCUUCAAGGAAAUGCAAUGGUCUGCAUUCUCCUGUCAGUGUACAAUCAAGACUCAAUCUAAGUAUAGAGGUCCCAUCCCCUUCCCAGCUUGACGAGUCUGUUUUAGAAGCACUUCCUCCUGAUCUCCGAGAACAAAUUAAACAAGUUUGUGCUAUUCAAGGAGAAUCGCAAGGUGACAAAAAGAAAGAACCAGUAAAUGGCUGUAAUACAGGAAUUUUGCCUCAACCAAUUGGGACAGUUUUGCUGCAAAUGCCUCAAGAAUCUAUUAGUGAUGCAGGAAUAAAUGUUAUUGCCCUCCCAGCAUUUUCACAGGUGGAUCCAGAGGUGUUUGCUGCCCUUCCUGAUGAGCUUCAAAAGGAGCUGAAAGCUGCCUAUGAUCAAAGACAAAGGCAGGGAGAGGCUGCCUCUCACCCGCAGCCAGCCAGUGCAGCUGUGCCAAAGAAUCCUUUGUUUCAACUAAAACCAGUAGCAGUGAAAGACAAGAAAAAGAAGAAAAGAAAACCCAUCAGUUCCCCCCAAAAGAUUCAGAGUCCUUUGAAAGCCAAGCUGCUCAUCAGUCCUGCAAAAAUUCUACCAGGGGCCUACGGGAGUCCCCAGAAGUUGAUCGAUGGGUUCUUAAAACACGAAGGACCUAGUGCUGAGAAACCUAUGGAAGAACUCUCCGCUUCUACUUCAGGUGUGCCAGGCCUUUAUAAUUUGCAACCUGACCAAUCCAGCUGUGUUAAACACACAGCACCUAAUCUAGCUGGAGCCGUUGAAUUCAAUGACGUGAAGACCUUGCUCAAAGAAUGGAUAACUACAAUCUCAGAUCCAAUGGAAGAAGACAUUCUUCAAGUUGUGAAGUACUGUACUGACCUUAUUGAAGAAAAAGACUUGGAAAAACUGGAUCUAGUUAUAAAAUACAUGAAAAGGUUGAUGCAGCAGUCGGUGGAAUCAGUUUGGAAUAUGGCAUUUGACUUUAUUCUUGACAACGUUCAGGUGGUUUUACAACAAACUUAUGGAAGCACAUUAAAAGUUACAUAAAAUAUCCCCAGAGAGCCUGGUGCCCUCUGCUAGCUGUGCCAUAAGUGCUUGUGAGGUAUUUGCAAAGUGCAUGAGAGUAAUGCUGUUUUUUUUUUAAGUUUCUUUUUAAGCAAGUGUUUUGUACAUUUCCUUUCAAAAAGUGCCAAAUUUGUCAGUAUUGCAUGUAAAUAAUUAUGUUAAUUCUUUUACUGUAGCAUAGAUUCUAUUUACAAAAUGUUUGUUUAUAAAGUUUUAUGGAUUUUUACAGUGAAGUGUUUACAGUUGUUUAAUAAAGAACUGUAUGUAUAUUUUG
This is a messenger RNA of Perognathus longimembris pacificus (Pacific pocket mouse), 4453 nucleotides long. It is a transcript of the gene Rev1, whose product is annotated as REV1 DNA directed polymerase. Bases 409 to 4161 code for a protein of 1250 amino acids. The transcript is spliced from 22 exons. Gene Ontology annotation, biological process: error-prone translesion synthesis; error-free translesion synthesis. Gene Ontology annotation, molecular function: DNA-directed DNA polymerase activity; damaged DNA binding; deoxycytidyl transferase activity. NCBI's taxonomy places the organism in Eukaryota, Metazoa, Chordata, Mammalia, Rodentia, Heteromyidae. Gene Ontology annotation, cellular component: nucleus. The record is from RefSeq and is a predicted model, not a curated record.